CGUGACUCGAAUCUUGGUCCUUUAAGAAAGACUGCGCUUUGUGAUCCCAAAUCCUCUCGCUAUGCAAUGACACUGUCACAACCAGUCCUGUCGGUCACAGUCGGCGUGCUCGCCCUUCAAGGCGCUUUUAGCGAGCACGUUCAGCUCCUCCGCGCCGCCGCCGCAUCUUUCACGUACGUACGUUGGAAAAUCAUUGAAGUCCGCACGCCGAGCGAACUGGACCAGUGCGAUGCUCUGAUCAUACCCGGAGGCGAGAGCACGGCCAUCUCCCUCGUCGCCGAGCGCAGUUCGAUGCUGGAGCCUCUACGCACCUUUGUCAAAGUGCUCCGCAAGCCCGUGUGGGGGACAUGCGCGGGUUUGAUUCUUCUUAGCGAGAGCGCAAACAGGACCAAAAAGGGAGGGCAAGAGCUCAUCGGCGGCUUGGACGUCCGUAUAAACAGGAAUCACUUCGGGCGCCAAGUCGAGAGCUUCGAGGCCGACCUUGUCAUGCCUUUCCUCAGCGAACCAAGAAAGCCCUUCAGAAGCGUGUUCAUACGCGCACCCGUCGUGGAGAAAAUUCUGCCACAUGUCACCGGUAUACAGAGUGGCGAAGCAGCGAGAGAGAAGACGGUCGUAGCACCGAGCAAGACGCCACAGAAUGAGGCGGCCGAAAAGAGGAUGAGCGCUGAAGUGGAGGUUAUGUGUCGCUUGCCCGGAAGGGCAAGAACACUGAACGAGAAAGGCGUUUUAGCAGAGGAGGUUGGAGACGACGGAGAUAUUGUUGCAGUGCGUCAGGGCAAUUGCUUCGGCACAAGCUUCCACCCAGAGCUAGCUGAUGAUAAGAGGAUACAUGUGUGGUGGCUUGGUGAGGUCUUGAAAAGCAUAGAGAUGAGGAGGGUAUAGAACGGUCGGAUGAGUCCGCACUGUGCAUCAUCGAGACAUGCGCGUUUAGACAGUGCAUUUUGAACCUAGAAUUUGUUAUAUUUUUGAGGGUAUCGAUCGCUUUUACGUACAUCGGCGGACGGGCUCCUGAUUAUGCUCCAGUCAAGUACAAGGAACAGGUGGAAUGUCAUCGCUCGCCCAAGUUCUGCGCCCAAGACACCAUUUCAUGCAUGCUGUCAUCGGCCUUGUUUCAAAUUAUCCCAUUUGCCUUUUAAACUUAAGGCCCUAAAUUUCAUUAUCAC
Messenger RNA from Verruconis gallopava, 1163 nucleotides. Its product is annotated as pyridoxal 5'-phosphate synthase, glutaminase subunit Pdx2. The coding region runs from base 67 to 882 and encodes 271 amino acids. The record is from RefSeq and is a predicted model, not a curated record. Gene Ontology annotation, cellular component: cytosol; glutaminase complex. Gene Ontology annotation, biological process: pyridoxine metabolic process; pyridoxal 5'-phosphate biosynthetic process. Gene Ontology annotation, molecular function: glutaminase activity. Lineage: Eukaryota; Fungi; Ascomycota; Dothideomycetes; Venturiales; Sympoventuriaceae. The transcript has a single exon.